GGCUAUUUUUUUGGCAUUUUUAGCGCAGUUUUGUCUUUUGUGUCGGUUAUUCACUUGUUCGAUGGGGUGGUUUACUGUUUGAUCAGUUGGGACGUGGGCCUCCCCAAGCGGGCCCCUAUUGAUUCAAACCUACUGAAGUUGUUGAUCCCCGUUGCUGUAUGCCAUGCAGUAGGCCAUGUAACUAGCAAUGUCUCCUUUGCAGCUGUUGCCGUCUCUUUCACCCACACAAUCAAAGGUGAUCAAUGACAUUACAUAAAUCUCUUCAACGUUCUGUCUCCAGGUUCAGUUCACUACUUCUAAUCUGGCUCAUGAAGUCAUAACUUGUUUGUUUUUUCAGCUCUUGAGCCUUUCUUCAAUGCUGCUGCUUCCCAGUUCGUACUUGGACAAUCCAUACCAAUUACGCUAUGGCUGUCUCUUGCUCCCGUUGUUAUUGGUUAUUUCUCUAUUCUCUGUUUGAUCACCAGCUCAUUCGAAAUAGUUCAAAUGUAAAUUGUAUUCUCUUAAUGGGCUCCAGCUCUAAUUGUGCAGAUAAACAAACUAUAAAACUCUGCUAUGAUAUUGGCAUAUUGCACUUGAAUUGUUAAUGUGCCACCAUGUUUGGGUAUCAUUUAAAAGAAAACUGAAUGCAGGUGUAUCCAUGGCAUCACUGACCGAGCUGUCAUUCAAUCUGAGGGGUUUCAUUAGCGCAAUGAUUUCUAACAUCUCCUUCACUUACAGGAGUAUCUAUUCCAAGAAAGCUAUGGUGACUUUCUUUGACACUCUUAACCUAAUUUCUUUUCGAAAGAAUCAAAUAGAGCUCCUCCUUUCCUCCUGGUCUUCACUUCCUGAUAAACAUUUUAUGAUAAUUGUUGGUUUUUCAUGUAUAUGCAGACCGAUAUGGACAGUACAAACGUCUAUGCUUAUAUUUCCAUCAUUGCUCUCUUCGUCUGUAUUCCCCCAGCCAUCAUUGCAAGUGAAAAAUGCUUUGAGGUUUUAGAUAAUUAAAAAACUAAAGCACAUAGUCUUUUUAAACCUUUUUUUCCCACCAGCCUGUUUCAGUUCGAGGGCCCUCAACUGAUCAAGCAUGGGUUCAAUGAUACUAUUGCUGAAGUUGGUAUGACUAAAUUCAUCUUGGAUCUCUUUUGGGUGGGAAUGUUUUACCAUCUCUACAAUCAGGUGCCUUAUCUUCUUUUUUUUCUUUUUUUUAUUGUUUAAGUUCUAUUCUUGUUGUUGAUGUAUGCUACUAUAAAUCUGUCCAAACAUGAUGGCUCUUGCCAUUGUACACAUGGAAGCUGAUGAAGAUUUUUGGUAUUCAGUUGGCUACCUGGAGCGGGUGGCACCACUUACCCAUGCAGUUGGCAAUGUGCUAGAACGUGUGUUUGUCAUUGACUUCUCAAUCCUGGUCUUUGGUAAGUUUAUAUCUUACACUCCUUUUUGAAGUAUUCUUUCCCUUCUAGUGUCAGCAUAUAAUGGCAACAUACUUCUUACAGGAAACAAGAUUUGAACACAAACAGGUACAGGAACAGC
Messenger RNA from Durio zibethinus, 1506 nucleotides. The record is from RefSeq and is a predicted model, not a curated record. Lineage: Eukaryota; Viridiplantae; Streptophyta; Magnoliopsida; Malvales; Malvaceae.